AUUUCAUGUCUGCUUUCUAGAAUGUUCGAAAAGGGGGAAAAUGGUUGGCACGUCGCAGCGAGGGGAUAGAUUUGGAAAUGCUACGAUCUAGAGUAGCGGGAUCGGCUCUGUCGCUCUAACCCGCGUUAAAACAUUGUAUAUAUCACGAAGAACCACUUAACAGGACAGUCCUCAGUCAGUCAAAGAAUCUAACGGCAUAAAACUUCAGACAUGGGACGAAAUUAUUACGCUAUUCUUGGUGUACCUCGAAAUGCCAGCGACGAUGACAUCAAAAAAGCCUACAGAAGACAAGCGCUUAUAUUUCACCCGGACAAAAAUAAAAACUCUGGAGCCGAAGAAAAGUUUAAAGAGAUAUCAGAGGCGUAUAAAGUUUUAACUGACCCGAGACAAAGAGACAUAUUCGAUAUGUAUGGCGAGGAAGGUCUCAAAGGAACUAGCGAUUCACCAUUUGGUGGACCGUGUGGUGGUUUUGGAUUUUCCUUCUCCGAAGAUCCAAUGAAAAUAUUUGCAGAAGUCUUCAGGGAUGAGGAACCGUUUAAAGAAUUUGAAGACUUCUUCAUGGAUGGACUAGGCUGUGGAUUUCAAAAAGUCUUCCAGACUGGUAACUUUAGCAGCUAUUCAACUGGACAAAAAGGGUUUGGAUUUGAAGGAAUGGACUUUGGGCCUGGCCCAGACCCAUUUAAAAAGGAAGGUCCAAUUCAGGAACCAGCUGUCGAAAAGAUCCUCCCAGUUUCACUAGAAGAACUAUACAUAGGGAGUGUUAGAAAGUUACGGAUAAACCAUCAAGUACUGAGUAUGAACAAUGAGUACAUCCGGGAGGAUAAAAUUUUACAAAUUGAAGUAAAGCCUGGCUGGAAAGCAGGAACAAAAAUAACUUUUCCCAGAGAAGGUGAUAUGAAACCAGGAGUUAUUGCAUCAGACAUUAUUUUUAUCAUUGCUGACAAGCCACACCAGUUCUUCAAAAGAGACUCUGAAAAUAAUUUAAUAUAUGUAUCGAAAUUAACUCUGAAGGAUGCGCUUGUUGGCUGCGUAAUUCAGGUCCCAACAAUAGACGGCCGUGUAUUAUCUAUCCAAGUAAAUGAAGUCAUAAGACCAGGGAUGCAGAAGAGAAUUCAAGGCGAGGGACUACCAUUAUCGAAAAAUCCAAUAGAAAGGGCAGAUCUGAUUGUUACAUUUGAAGUUGAAUUUCCUACAAAUCUUACGGGAGAGCAGAGGGAAUACUUGGCAUCAUUGCCCUUUUAGGCUAUUUAGAAAUUAUUGUUAUAUAUAUAUUAUAAGUAAUGUAGGAGAGAUAUUCAUACCUCUAAAUGUUUUUUUCACAGAGAACACUGUUUAUAGUCCAGGAGAAAAUUACUUUUAUCCAGUGUUUUGGGACCUUGCUUUUUUUGAAAUCCGCUUAGACUCCCUGUUAGACUGCUAGCCAUCCCUUCUGUGGUAAACAUUUGUGGAAGGUGAAAAAGUUUACUACUUUAGAGCAUGCACAUUUGUUUGUUGUUAAAUUAAAUUACCAGGUUGAAGAGCACAACAUCUUCAUAAACCCAUGUUUCUAUCAGAAUUGAUUUAGAGGUAUUAAUACUGAACAAGAUGGAAAUCUUCACGUAUACAUUGUUUUGUCCAUAAACUUUUAUCCAAAAUGAUUUUAUUUUAUAAUUGCGGAUCAUUAUCAUAGCCAGUUUCACAAUCUAAAAUCUUGUGGUCACUCAAGUGAAAUGUUAGUCAGUUGCUGUGGUGACUGUUUUUUAUCACAAAUACUGCCUUUUUACUCUUUGGCCCAUAGCUUUUUUUCUCUAAAAUUGAAUUAAUGAUAAUAGUAGCUUAUUGCAGUUAGGGAAAUUUGUGGUGUCUUUUUAGAGAAUAAUAUAAUAUUUUACUGCCAUCAAAUGGAUAUAAUUUACUAGGUUUACAGUUAUCAUGUGUUUGAAUAAGCAGUCACGAAGGACUAAACGAUUUGUAGAUACUAUAAAUUAUUGUAUACAUAGUAAAUAUAGUAUUUUAUUUUAGUGAUAAGUUCUAUUUUUCAAAGUGGCUGGAAUAACAAUGCUUGCUGGUAUAAUUCUUAAGGCCAAUUCUACAUUAAUUUACAAACAACACAAGUAGCUGUGCAAUUCCUGCAAUUAGGUCUGAGUUUGUCCUUUCAGGCAUACUAAGGGCUGAAAUGAUGAUUCUUUUAAUGUAACAAGAAACUUAUGCUAAGGAAUUAGCUUAAGGUUAAGCUUCUAUUUUUUUUUAAAUAGUUUAUUUUUUAUUGACCUGUAGUCCAUGGAUAAUUCGAGACUUACCCAUACGACAUUUACUCACUGUAACACUAACAACCACCUCUAAUACUGAUGCUAACCGUUGAUACUUCAAUGAUUACAAAAGAACCAAUAUGAGAUAUGCACUUCCGUGCUACAACCCUAAUUAAGACUACUGACGAUUAUUAAGGUCGCUCUAAAGAGAGUAAUGAACUUUUAUGACAAUCCAGACAAUUACCGCAAUAGUUUGAUCACCCAGGCAGGUCCAGUCAUUAUUCAUGGCCGCUUUGAUUGUAUUAUGAGGGGUUAAGGUGUCUGUUUAUCCAAACGAACAUGAAAUAACAUACAUGGCAUGUGUGAUACUCGAUGUACCGUGUACAUUCAGUUCUAUAUCACUAAAUUUGUAAUUUAAAAAAUUAUUGAAGGAUAGUCUACAAGUUUGUCAAAUAUGAGUGCAGGCACAAUAAAGAACACACUGAAGAGAAAA
This is a messenger RNA of Nematostella vectensis (starlet sea anemone), 2721 nucleotides long. Its product is annotated as dnaJ homolog subfamily B member 1. The coding region runs from base 211 to 1242 and encodes 343 amino acids. Gene Ontology annotation, cellular component: cytosol. Lineage: Eukaryota; Metazoa; Cnidaria; Anthozoa; Actiniaria; Edwardsiidae. The transcript is spliced from 2 exons. Gene Ontology annotation, molecular function: protein-folding chaperone binding. The record is from RefSeq and is a predicted model, not a curated record.